Brenthis ino (lesser marbled fritillary) is the source of this 249-nucleotide messenger RNA. The record is from the annotation of a GenBank genome assembly. NCBI's taxonomy places the organism in Eukaryota, Metazoa, Arthropoda, Insecta, Lepidoptera, Nymphalidae.
AUGUCAUCUCAUACUCAUUUCUCUCCAUGGUGCGGAACAGACGUCGUGUGUAGUGAAGUGGCGGCCAUUCUUCAAACCCUUUGUGCCUGGUCUGAUACAGUCCCAUUGCGUUUCGCGUGGGUCUGCAUCCGACGGCCGCCAUCUUGGCUGCCGCUUGGGGCGCGGUCGCUGCUAGCUACGAUAUGGGUUUGUAACGUCAUCACCGACUUACUCAAGACCGACGUAGCAGUCGCGCUGCCGACUGCUUGC